Molecule: messenger RNA, 2384 nt
Organism: Blastomyces dermatitidis ER-3
Lineage: Eukaryota; Fungi; Ascomycota; Eurotiomycetes; Onygenales; Ajellomycetaceae
Product: 4-hydroxy-2-oxoglutarate aldolase, mitochondrial
Exons: 1
Coding region: 449-1390 (313 amino acids)
Molecular function (GO): 4-hydroxy-tetrahydrodipicolinate synthase activity
Source: RefSeq, a predicted model, not a curated record
UAUCAUAGAAAAAUGAUUUCAGUUCAUGUUGUCUACUACAGUAGUUUCUGCGGAUGGAUUCUAUAUCCAAAGUUAAUGUAACAAUACAUACUGACUCUGCCGGCAGCCUUAACUUGUCCAGUUAGUAGUUCAGUCAGAUUUAUGGCAGAACCAGGCCAUCAUGAACCUUCCCACACCCCUUCGGCACCUUGUGUAGCGUUUUAGGCGGCGGUGGAGGGUCGCCGCCAGGAGUGGACUUGUAUACAUUCUCGACCGACAAGUUAUAAGAACCGGGCCGAUUCCCCAAAUUUACCCCGCACCGCAAGAUUAUAUAGUUAUACAACAUUCGCCUCUUCGGCAGUCAGUCAACAACAAUACAUCCCACCCCACCUUUAAAGCUACAACUAUUUAAUACAGCAAUACCUAACAACAUAUUUCUCCCUCGAAGAGCUCUAGCAACAGUAUACAAAUGGUCGCCAAAGUUCCCCCGUCCGGCGUCUGGUGCCCCGCCGUGACCUUCUUCGACCCCGUAACCGACACCCUCGACCUCCCCAGCCAAAAGAAAUACUACGCCUACCUCUCCAAGUCAGGGCUCGCGGGCCUGGUCAUCCUAGGCACGAAUGCAGAAGCCUUCCUCCUAACCCGCGAAGAGCGCGCACAACUCAUCGCUGCCGCGCGCGAGGCCGUCGGGCCCGAUUUCCCCAUCAUGGCCGGCGUCGGUGCCCAUUCCACCCGCCAGGUCCUCGAACAUAUCAGCGACGCAGCGGCUGCGGGGGCCAAUUACGUCCUAGUGCUGCCUCCCGCAUACUUCGGCAAGGCCACCACGCCUUCGGUGAUCAAGUCGUUUUUCACGGACAUUGCUACCAACUCGCCGCUGCCUGUGCUUAUAUAUAACUUCCCUGGCGUCUGCAAUGGUGUCGAUCUGGAUUCCGAACUUAUCGCGGCGCUCGCGAAGCAGAACGAGAAUAUCGUCGGGGUAAAGCUCACGUGUGCCAGCGUGGGGAAGAUCACACGGCUAUCCGCAUGUCUGACGCCGGAGUCCUUUGCGAUUUUCGGCGGGCAGUCCGAUUUCUUGAUCGGGGGGCUCAGCGUGGGGUCUGCGGGGUGCAUUGCUGCGUUUGCGAAUGUAUUUCCCAAGACGAUUUCGAGGAUAUAUAACUUGUAUAAGAAGGGGGAGGUGGCGGAGGCUUUGCGGCUUCAUCGGAUUGCGGCGCUGGCGGAGUCGCCGUGCAAAUCGGGCAUUGCCUCGACUAAAUAUGCGGCUGCUAUUUACUCGGCGAAGAGGGCAGGGAUUGAAGGUGCGGAGGAGAAAUUGAGACCUCGACGGCCGUAUGAGCCGCCCUCAGAGGCGGCGAAGGAAGGUGUUAGGACGGCCAUGGCGUUUAUGGAGUCUAUUGAGGAUGGAUUUUAAGAGUUCGGUAAUCGGGUAGCUGCGGCCUGCUCGAGUUUGCGCGGAGGAGCAGCCGUGACGGGGCAAUGGAUGCCGAGAGCUACUGUGUAGCCUGUAGGGCAUAGGCGUCUUCACAUGUUAAAUCGAAACAAAAGUUGUGUCAUUCUUAACAGGUACCUAUAGACUACAAAAUAAAAGCAAUAGCUGAGUGCUUAUCACACAUAUCCCCUCCCAUGGCGUUAAAAGUCAAGGAUUCAAAGGAUUGAAUUUGGUUUCUCUAAAUAUCAUGGCCGUGGGGGAAGUCGCUGCAGGCUUCUGGCCUGGGGCACAUGUCCAAUUACAUUUGAUAAUAGGCGAAAGAAAGGAGCUUCAAUGGGAGUGUAUCCAAAAUCCGUGGCUCAUAUCUGCCGAGUCCCUACGUAGGUAGAGUGACAUCACAGCGAGAGAAAAGGUUUCCAUUUACCCAGCGCUGGGCUCAAAGAUUCCGAACGAACUGUUGGGUAACUUUGAUUCACAUCGCGGCUGUGCAAUAACGAUCCAGCAAAGUCAAGAGCCAUACACCACUGGCUAUUAAAGGCACCUGGACAAGUCCAUCAAAUAGAAUCCUCAUAUAUCGAUCGAUGCCUGAACCUUACAGCGUAAAAUGAUUCAUCAGGCGCCAUCGGCAGGACCCGAUGAUGAUGAUGAUGAAUUGGUAUCUGAAGCUCCGAAAUGUUCCGCACGUGAGGAUGAGGACUGGAUGAUAGUGAUCUAUCCUAUCCUAUAUGCAUGCACGCUGUAAAUACAACAAAUGAAAUAUCGAGAGAGACCUGAGUAAAUGCAGUUGGAACUCACGAGGGUACAAAAUUGGGCCAUGGGAUAAUUGCUCAUGGUUUUCCGGAGUACUUUUCAUUUGCUGCUGUCAGUCAGUCUAAUUAUCACUGGGCAACAAUAGAAUAAUAGUAGAUAUGAAUUUUUUCAUUCAAUUGCCUGAGAUUCAUUUUAGAACUAUUUCAAUAUCAAAAAAGAUCAGAGG